AAGCAGCAGUUGGUAGGCCUACGUCCAGGGGGCAGCAGAAGCGGUCUGAUUGACAAAAAAGGAGGACGACAUCUAUAAUAAUGUACGUGCUGAUUGAAUGGGUGGAGGACCCCCCAUCGUGGGAUGUGGUGCCGCUUAAUAAAAUUUUAAACGGAAUCUGCGAGGUGGGCUACGUCUGCGACGUGCAGUAUCAAGAAGAAUCAAGCCCGGCAAAGGUCCUCCAGAAAGGGAGUCGAGUUAAAUUAAUGAAGGUGUUGGUGGAGAUGGAGAGGCGCAGAAACGCUGGAAACGCCGUUCCGGAGUCUGACCGUGGCAGAGGAUGCCGAGACAAACGCCCCCCGGCUCAGUAUUCACCAGCCAGCAGUGAGGAUGACGAGGUGGAAAGCAUCCCCCCCCCAAAAAAGAAAAAAAAAAAUCUCUCAAAGGCACGGUCUCUGCAAUUUCUGCACGAAUACAGUCAAGGCCAAGAACUCUCCGGAGAUAUGAGUCCAGCAUCUCCCCAGAGUCCAGCAUCUCCCCAGAGUCCAGCGCCUCCCCAGAGUUCCGAUAAUAUCCUUCAGCUGAAGGACCAGCUAAACGAGCAGAGGGAGUUAUUGGUGCAGAUGAUGGCAAAAAUUGACAACUUGGAACGCAUUGUGAGAGAGAACAUCCAGCUGCAAGCAUCCUCACCACCAUCAAGAGGGUCAGCCCCAUCACCCAUUCCACCACCACCACCACCACCAACACCACCACCACCACCACCACCAACAACAACAACAACAACAAACCCUACCAGCACCAAUGCCACCACAUCACCAUCCCUGGUGCAGAUAGGCCCAGCCACACAAAUAACAGCCAGCCAGUAUGCCCACAUUAAGUGGAAUGACCCACGGAAGGCAACAAAAGAUCUGAUGCUGGCAGCUUUCGGGAGACAGGUCCUUGCCACGCAUUCCUACACGGGCAAAUCGUCCAAUGCUUUUCCGGGACGGGACCCAAAGCCACAACUAAAUUCAGCAGUAACGGCAGACAUUAUUAACUACAUCACAACCAAAUUUGGAGCAGAGGUCCAAGCAGUGAAGCAAGCAAUGGCCCAGAAGUGUUCAGACGAGGCAAAAAUGGCCAGACGCCGUUCCACAUAACACACACACACACACACACACACACACACACACACACACACACAC
This is a messenger RNA of Engraulis encrasicolus (European anchovy), 1163 nucleotides long. RefSeq names its product early boundary activity protein 2-like. NCBI's taxonomy places the organism in Eukaryota, Metazoa, Chordata, Actinopteri, Clupeiformes, Engraulidae. The transcript is spliced from 8 exons. The record is from RefSeq and is a predicted model, not a curated record. Gene Ontology annotation, molecular function: transcription corepressor activity; DNA binding. Gene Ontology annotation, cellular component: nucleus. Gene Ontology annotation, biological process: positive regulation of neuron differentiation; negative regulation of Notch signaling pathway. The coding region runs from base 81 to 1118 and encodes 345 amino acids.